AAAUGACCUCGCACAGGUACUCCCCCUCCAAACCAGCUACUUGUUUAGACAGUGGCACAGUGCGAUUGGUUAACUGUUGAACCCAAGAGCACUUCUCCUUUUUUAAUCCCCCUCCCAGUCUCACUUCCCGUCUGUUUGUUUUAUCCUCGUACCAGUGUGAGCGUGGAGCUUUUUUGCAUAUGCUCUCAGUGUCGUAAGAGACCCACUCCCGCCCCCAUGCAUGUAAAUUACGUGUGACAUGUUUAACUGCAGUUUCCUAAUAUGGCUCGUGCUAGAUUUCAGAGCAGUAGGACCCGGUCAGGCACCCUGGGACUGCGCAGGGGCGUGUGUGAGAGACCGUAGCUGUCUGCAAGAGAGACAUAGAGAAAAAGAGAGAGAGAGAUGUUGACGCAGGUUUUCACUUCUGUCGGAGUGCGUCACUCUUCUGUGCAGUCAUGUAAGUAAACGGCCAACACGCUCAUACAUAUGGAUCCAAGCUCUCACAGGUUUACUUGUUGGCUGCUCGCGGUGGACUGCGUUCUGUGUUUCCUGCUCUGAAACGGAAACAUGUGGGUACUGAAUAUCGUGCCCUCUCUUGCAUCUGCCGCUGCUUGGACCUGCUUGUAGUACCAGCCUUAGCUUCCUGCCUGCUUCCAGCCCACAUCGUGAAAGGACUGCCCGCACAACCCUCCUGGUGACCCCAGACAACCUUGGCCUUUUGCUCAUACACAAAACAGACCGCUGAAGUGUGCACUUUUGAAUCACAUUUGAGGAUUUUGCUUUUGGAUCCGUUUCUGCAGUCUUUUUUUCCAGACAGCAACAGUUUUUGAUCUUUUUGCUUUGGACUGGUGUGCAUCCCUAAGGGGAUGAGCUUAAUGAUAUAAAGCAAGAGGGAAGCAUAAAUAGAAGGACAUACAGGAAGUCGGCUUUUGACUGACUAGACAAACACACAAACAGAAGCACACCCAAGCCACUUAGGGAUUGUAAGGAAUUGAAGAUUGCUUGCCGCUAAAGCGUGCUGACCUUGCUGUUGACAUGGCGAUGAAUGUUGCUCACAUGCGGGACACGAAAUGGCUGACAUUGGAGGUGUGUCGAGAGUUUCAGAGGGGAACGUGCGCUCGUUCUGAUGCCGAGUGCAAGUUCGCGCAUCCCGCCAAGAGCUGCCAGGUGGAGAACGGGCGAGUUAUCGCUUGCUUUGACUCACUCAAGGGUCGCUGUUCCAGAGAGAACUGCAAGUACCUGCACCCUCCUCCACACCUGAAGACACAGCUGGAGAUAAACGGCCGUAACAAUUUGAUCCAGCAGAAGAACAUGGCAAUGCUUGCCCAGCAGAUGCAGCUAGCCAAUGCCAUCAUGCCAGGAAGUCAGCUUCAGCCAAUGAUCUACUUUCUGCAAGAUUCCGAUGUGGACAUGACUCACCAAAUGCUUAUUGAGAGCUGUCCAUCUUUAAACUGCAAAGCUCGGCACAGAAGCCGCAUCUGCAGCUGCAUAAAUCCUAUGUUUUCGGUCACACCAAGCCUUGCGACCAACGCAAGUGCAGCUGCUGCAGCAGCCGCUGCGGCCGCAUUUAAUCCGUACCUGGGCCCGGUGUCACCCGGGCUGAUGCCCGCAGAGAUCCUGCCCAGUGCACCUAUGCUGAUGGCGGGCAGUCCUGCGAUGGCAUCUGUGCCCUCUGCUGCCAACACUGCAGCUGCUGCUGCCUCGGCGGCUCAAAAACUCCUCAGAACAGAUCGUCUGGAGGUGUGUCGGGAAUACCAGCGAGGUAACUGCUCUCGUGGGGAGACGGACUGCAGGUUUGCCCAUCCUGCUGACAGCACAAUGAUUGACCCCAGUGAUAACACAGUGACAGUGUGUAUGGAUUACAUAAAGGGUCGCUGCUCCCGAGACAAGUGCAAAUACUUCCACCCUCCUGCACACCUGCAGGCCAAGAUCAAAGCGGCUCAACACCAGGUCAAUCAGGCCACAGCCGCUGCUGCCAUGACUCAGUCGGCUGUCAAAUCACUGAAGCGACCCCUCGAAGCCACCUUUGACCUGGGAAUUCCUCACAGUGUCAUGCCUCCUUUACCAAAGCGACCUGCGCUUGAGAAAGCCAACGGUGCCACAAGCAUGUUCAGUACUGGCAUGCUCCAGUACCAACAGGCUCUGGCCAACAUGCAGUUUCAGCAGCAAGCUGCCUUUAUUCCGUCAGUUCCCAUGAUGCACGGCGCUUCCCCGGCCGUUGUGUCCGCAGCAACCACAUCUGCCACAAGUGUUCCCUUCACAUCUGCAUCAGCCAAUCAGGACUCUUCUCUAUCAAAGUUGACUACCAACGAAUACAUGCAAUUGAUUCCAAUAAUAUCUGCAGAGCAUCUGACUAGUCACAAGUACUUGACACAGAUGUAGUUCCAGUCCACAACAAUCAAAGGAAUGUGCUGUUGUCCCAGACAAAAGGAAAAGAAACAAAAUUCAAAAUUUCAAUGUCAAGAAAACAAGUCGGAUAAGAUAUUCUACGAAGAUUAGAAUAUGGUCACACUUGAUGGUAGGGUUUUACAACAUGGGGUGAAACUGAGUGUCUGUACUCAACUAUCUAAAUCAGGAUUUGUAGGAAAAGUUGUUUUUUAUGUCUGACCUAACAUAGUUUUGGCAUGUUAGUAGUAGACCAAGAGAUAUUUUCUGUGAUUCAUCUAUUUUUUUUUCUCUCUCAAAAAUUUGUCUGAUGGUUUACAACGUUUUAAAGGUGCACCUUGAAUUGAAAACAGAACUGAAAGUCUACACGGCACAAAACAUCCAGUGAAAUAAUUCAAUGUACGUAGUUUUCUGUACUUUUUAGUUCUGUCUUCUAGUCAAACUAGAUUGUAAAUGCAGAGUCAGGAUUGGACGGAUGAAUGUUUUGGGUAGAACCUGCUCACCUGAGACCUUUCAAAAGCACAUUCUUGCAAGCUUUAUGUACCAUAACCACAGGCUGAAUACCAGACACCAAUUGAGAGUGUUAUAUCAACAGUGUUAUUAUGUUUACCAGAGAUUAAUGUUUUUUACAGCGCUUGUUUUUAUACAUAAUUUCACAAGUGUGUGGGUUUUUUUAUGAAACGUGCCAUUUUUAUUUGUUGAUCAUUUAUUAGGCCUUCUAGAACUCCUUAUAAAGCCUUUAUGACUCCUAUGAGGACAGGGCCGCCUUGUUCCUAAUGCCCUGUUUCUUUAUAUUGCCUUGAUUGAGAGAAUGUAACGAUAAAACUGCGAAGGUAAUCGAUAGGCACCACGCAUCUUUGGGAGGUUGUCGUCAAGGUAACAAGAUCAAAGGCUCGGCAGUCGUGCUUGGAAAGGAGCGACUGCGUUCCAGUCCUCACGAUAACAGUGUGAGGACUCUAAAAUGCUGGAAAAGCACUGCUUUGUUGAGUACUUGGUUACAGAUUUUGAAUUUUAGACUAGUCUAGGUGCACAGAAAGACUGGGUCAGGGUUUUUUUGUUCAGUUCUCAUUUUAGUUGAUUUUAAUUAGUUUGACUUCUAAUCUGAAACAUAAUUUAGCCGCUGUUCGACAUACAUAGUUUGUAUUCUAAGAGGAACUUAGAAUAUAAUGAGAUGUUUUUACCUUUAAGUUGUGCCAAAGUCUUUUACCCUUUUAUUUUUUUAAUUUAAAUGUGUUUUAAUUGGAAUGUUGAUUACGAAAGGUGAAUAAUUUGUAUAGCUUCAUUUUAUAUACAAGGUUGCUUGUGUACGCUGGCCAAAGUCAGAUAAAUAGUAAACCAGGAAAAAGACAUCCACAUCAAGGACAUCAAGGAAGUGACGUACAAGGGUUUAGCUCCAACUAAUGAACCAGAGUUUUAGGUUCACUUGAGUCUGGAUUUCAGCCUGGUUUAGGUGCGCAGAAAUAAAAGGAUGCACGUCAUUGCUGUCUCCUCACUAAAGCCUUAUAUUUCAGUGUUUAAACCCACAAAAACAUUCUUUCAUUCACAAAUGGGAAAAAUACAGCUGAUAUAUUAUUGUUCACUUUUAUUUUAAGUCUUUAUUAAUCAUGUUACAUUUAACGUUCACUCUUUUUUGUUUUUAAAGCCUUUGUUAUUGUUUGCAUAUUAAGUUGUGAAAUCCAAUUUUUUUUUUUUUUUUUUUUUUUUUUUUUUUUGUGGUUGACAAUAUUGUCAUAGAACUGUUUUAGAAUGUAGGAAAUAUUUUUCUUACUGUCACUUACUUUUACGUCAUGUUAAGUUCAUGUUUAUCCUGUAGUGUUGUAUACUUAAUUCUUCAUGUUAGAUUUCAUGGUAGAAUGUUUGAAAUUUCAGCUCUUUCAAGAAUUCUCGUUUUUAAUUUGUUGAACAAAAUGUUUUGUUUUAUCUUGUCUUAAAAAAGUAUGAAAAAGAAAGACAGAAAAAAAACAUUUAUUUGUAGGUAACGUAAGAAAUACGAACUGAAAUUUAUAUUUUAAAACCUUUAUUUUGUGUCAAAUCAAGACCAUGUCUAGAAUUGUUAAAAUAUCAAUUGUACAUGCUAGAAGUUAUUUUCUAAUGUAUUCAUUUCAGAAUCUUAAAUUGUGUUGUAAUAGUUCAAGAAACAUCCCUCAAUAUCAGGCCGAAAAAGAGCAGCAACAUGUCUCCAGAGAUAUAUGAAUAUUUAAAUAUUAAAAACAGAGGGUGGUCACAGGGUCGGGCCUCUAUAGCUGAAAAUGAGAGAGAGAGCCAUAACUUAAGGGACGAAGGUUGACUUUUUGCACUUCUUGUACAUAGUCAAUAUAAAGAAAAGAAAAGGAACAUGUAUAAUAUUGAGAUCUUAUUUUGAAUAAUAAAAGAUUCUAUAACUAUGAGAAAUUUUCUUAGGAUAAUUUAAGAAUUAGAGUAAUAGUCCAGCUUCGAAAUGAUGCUUGCAGAAGUGGCACAGCUGUUUUAUUGUUAUAAUUUCCGGCCAUCACAUUAAAAAAAGCUCAGCGUUGCCUGCACAGUACCGACUUUGAUUGAGAUCUCCAAAAUUGGCAUUACACUCCGUCACUUCAUAAUUUCCACUGUAGGAAAAUCUGGUUGUUACAAAUAGACAAUAUACCUUCAAAAACACCGUAUUUGUCAUAUGAUGAACAUAAAUAACUGCAUGAAGAAUAAAAGUUAACAAAGUAAAAUUCUCAUAAUAGAUAAGUAGGUAGAUAAGUUAAUUUCUCACAGUGCCGUAACUAUCAUUGCCACAGCAUAGUGUAAAUCAAGUUACAAACAAUAAAUAUCUAAGCCUGAAAUAAGGCACAUUCAUUGAUAAUCCAUCUGAGUAUAGUAAAUACAAAAGGCCUUCAAACCGAUUCUAGAUGCUAGCAAAAGACGUCCACUUAAAGGCAUAGUUCACCCAAAAAUGAAAAUGAUGUCAUGAUAUACUCACCCUCAUAUCGUUCCAAACCCACAUUACAUAUGACUUAUUUUCCAUACAGUGAAAGUGAAUGGUGACUGAGGCUGACUUUCUCUCCUUUUGUGUUCUACAUACUGUAAAAGGAAAGUCAUACAGGUUUGGAACAACAUUAGGGUGAGUAAAUGAUGACAGAACUUUCAGUUGUGUGCCAACUAUCCCUUUAACACACAAUAACAGAAGUUGCUUUGUUACCUGGUAACCGUGCCUUCAGCAGGUAAAGGACACCAACUACAGAGUAAAAAAACUAAAAUGAAUGUAAGUGUCAAAUCCUCCGCUAAGGUCAGCGUUUUACUCAUUUCAGGUUUGCUGCACAAGAGCUAUUAAACCAAAGCAUCACUUUCCUUCACUGAAUGCAAUGCCUAAAAGCUGGUCAGCUGUAUCACAGUGAAACCACAGGUGCUCCUACCUGCUGAAAGCACCUGCUUUGAUGCUUAACGCCCUCCAUGGAAUCUGACACCUGCCCUUUGCUUAUAGUUGCUGUAAGAUAUUGUGCUGCAUUCGAAAGACUUGUUUUAUGCACAUUUAUUAUUGGUAGAAUUGACUCUUACUGUUAUGAGUAAAAAAAACCUUAAUAAAACAAUGGAUUUGCUCAA
This is a messenger RNA of Myxocyprinus asiaticus (Chinese sucker), 5925 nucleotides long. RefSeq names its product muscleblind-like protein 1. Gene Ontology annotation, molecular function: metal ion binding. The transcript is spliced from 12 exons. NCBI's taxonomy places the organism in Eukaryota, Metazoa, Chordata, Actinopteri, Cypriniformes, Catostomidae. Bases 1015 to 2361 code for a protein of 448 amino acids. The record is from RefSeq and is a predicted model, not a curated record.